GCAACUCACACAGAUGCCAUCCUCCCUCGGUCCUCACCGUCCGCUCGACCGUUUACCCCAGACCCCACAGUUGAUAUCAAGGCAGUUAGCCCGCCCCAUCUGCUGCAUGGUUCUGGAGUUUGGAAGCAGAAAAGACCAUUCAGCAUGACCGGCAAGGCCCCACGACGCCCGAAGCGGCUCAUCGCAGCUUGUCAUAGAUGUCAUCGGAAGAAGAUCAAGUGCUCCAAGGGGGUGCCUUGCCAGACCUGUCUGUCCAUAGGCAGGCCGGAGGCAUGCUCAUUUCCAGACAAGGAGCGUCUAGUCCAAGUUCCCGAAAACUACGUCGAUGAUCUCGAAGCAGAAAACAAGCAACUGCGAGCCCUCGCCCUCCGACAUCAACGUCGAAGCCAGGAGCACGGUAUCAACCCAAAUCACACCGAAAACGACGACGAUGACGACCCACCUCCCCUAUCCAAGGAAGAAACGAACCUCUUCAACCCGCUCUUUGACAGACAACCAGAGAACUGGGGUCGCGAGCGGUCGGCGGAGCCCGGCUUCAUCGGCGAAGCAUCGUGCGCGGCCUUUAGCAACCGGCUGCUCUCGUGCCUCGACGAUAACUAUACCCCUUCGACGGCCGGGUUGUCGAAUUACCUCCGGCUGAAUACACACAGUCGUCUGGCGAUACCCCAGGGAUGGGAGUUUCCUGAGCGCAUGCAUGUCAAGCUCCUUUUGAACGUGGCACAGAGGUUCAUUGGGAAUUACCAUCCCUUGUUCCUGCAGGUCACCUUCAUGAGGGAGAUUGAUGCCGUGUACCGUAAGGAAGUGGUCCCUUCAAUGCUGUGGCUGUGCAAGUUCUACUCGCUCAUGGCUUUGGGAGAAAUAUACACGAACCGCCGCGGGGUGGGAGACAACAACAGGGUGCCGGGGACGAACAACUACAUCAGGGCGGUUAAUCUGUUCCAGGACAAUCUUGACGCUUAUGAGGAGCCGUCUCUGAUGCAGGUGGAGGUUCUGACCCUUCUGGCAUGGGCCUCGAACAUUUUCGGCCGCAUCAGAACCGCAUAUACAUACAGCGGUAUCGCUACAAGGCUUGCGUUGAGCCUGGGUAUGCACCGGUCUGCCCCGAAAACUACCACACUGACCCCGGUCGAAUGCGAAAGCCGGCGGCGGACGUGGUGGGUGCUCUACUUCUUCGAUCGGUUCUCGGCGUCAAAGCUCGGCCAGCCGCUCACCGUUCGCGAUGAAGACAUUGAUGUAGAGAUGCCCAGUAUGGAUGGCCUGUCAAAGGAAGAGGCAGCGGAGUUUCAGGACCCGUCGAGUCUCAUCAUCAACAUCAAGCUUGGUCGCAUCGUGGGAAAUAUCUUGACGCAAAUCUACGGAAUCCCCAAAGCCACAAAAGGGCGCUACAUCCACCAAGUGCACAGCAUCCUAAAACAGCUCCGAACCUGGCACGACGCACUUCCCUCUGAGAUGCGCGUCAAAGACCGAGGCACGCCGCGUCCCGUUGCAAGCCUCCACCUCGCCUACAACCAGUGCAUCAUACAAGCAACGCGCCCAGUGCUCCUCCACCUCUUCAAGUCGCAACUGGACCCGAAAGUCCGGGAGGAGGGAUCCGCUCGACCGAAUAUCUCCUCCAUCACAAUGGCCCUAGCUGAGAGCUGCGUGCAUGCGGCGCAGGCGUCCAGUCGGAUGGUCGAGUGUUUGUUCUUGGAUGGAUCAAUCGCUACAUUUGGGUAUUGGGAUGCUCAUCAUAUCUUCUCGGCGGCGAUGAUUCUCAUCAUGUCUGCCAUGAUGAGGGCGACGUCUGUGAACUCGGAGUACCUGGAGACAUUGCUGAGUGUGCUCCGCGCGUUGAAGAAUGACGGGAAUAUUCCCGCCGUGGACUUUUGCGAGAGGCUCUCGCACAUUCAGGCGCGUGUCACGGCCCUGCUGGCCACAGGCCACUUCGGAGGCGACGGACUACACGCCCAGAGACACCUGGUCCCCAGGGCAAUGGACGGCCCACUGCCCGCGGAGACCCUGCAGCAGAUCAUCCAAACACCAACAAGCAUGCAUGACGAGGCCAGGGAAGCCCCCAUGGAGUUUCCUGGCGUAGAUAUCCUUGGAAACCCUCUUAUCGGCGACUUUCUGGAUGGAAAUCAAGUGCAGUGGGUGGACACUUUGUUCACAGAGGACGGCACGCUGAGAGAGUUUCCGGCGGAGGUUGAUGAGCAGUUUAAUUUUGUUAAUCACUAGGUUAUGCCUCUCUAACGCUUUGAUGAUGAGCCUUAUGAUGUUACGAGAUGAUGGGAAGAUUGUAUCUAGCUGGAUUCUUAGCAAUUCCAUUAAGUGAUGACAGCAAAAAAGCCCAGAAGACUACACUUUUUCUAAAAUAGGCCGCAGCUUCAAG
Molecule: messenger RNA, 2368 nt
Organism: Aspergillus calidoustus
Lineage: Eukaryota; Fungi; Ascomycota; Eurotiomycetes; Eurotiales; Aspergillaceae
Source: the annotation of a GenBank genome assembly